AUGGAAGGCCUCAGAGACGAACCCACAUUCAUGCUCUUCGUUGUGAUGAGCCUCAAGGGCACACAUAAUUCUGCUUGGCGAUUUUACAGUAAAAGUUACUUCCAAAGUCAUGUGAUGUUUGAUGAAUUGGCCUUGGCUCCGGGCCACAGGAACUACUGGACGAACGACAGACCUGUUCGAGACCGACAUUCGAGGGAGGCUUGA
This is a messenger RNA of Protopolystoma xenopodis, 204 nucleotides long. The record is from the annotation of a GenBank genome assembly. Lineage: Eukaryota; Metazoa; Platyhelminthes; Monogenea; Polystomatidea; Polystomatidae.